CCGCACGUGUAGAUUUUCCUUUGAAGAACCAUGUGAUUGAUAUGCACAAUUGCGACACGCUCGUGAUUUGGAUUAAUACGUCACGUUCCGUUUUGAUGAAGCAACGCGACGUGAACGCAAAUUCUAAUGUCCACAAUUCCAUUUGAUUCGCGAUAUGGCGUACGAUGGCAAAACGAGUGCGCUCGAGUUACACAUUAGAGUAAACGGGCAAAAUUUACCAGCAAACUCGGAAAAAUGUUCCGCCAACGCGUUACGGCUUCCCAACGAUCCGUCUUGGCCGAAAAUACCCGCGCGUCGUUUACUCAAUAACACUAACGACAUUAUUAAACCUCCGUAUGUAGUUACUUUGACAGGAACUCCCAGAAAAGGUCGCAGUGUAGUGCGAACCGUUACGUGUCAGCCUGCGAAAUCGAGUAAAAGAUGCGAAACGCACGUGCCGAAGAGAUUGCCCAGUUUCGUCGAUCCGCGUUUCAAACGACGGAUAACGCGCGAAGAGGCCGAGAAACCGGACGAAUCUUGCCUCGCAACAAAUGGGAAACAAAUGUCAGAUUGGAAUACUGAUGUUUCGCAAGAAAUCAAAGAACUUGACGAAGCGGAAAAGGAAAUACGGAAUAAAACCGCGCGAGAUUACGCGCUCCCGCACGAAGCAGAUAAGGACUUGGAAAGCGAUGCACAACCGGUGAGAGAAACCUCUGAUUACUCCGUUAAAGAACAGUGUAAUUUGGAAACACGUUACUGUUCGGCUUUGCAGCGCAACGAGCGACAGAAUCCCGAAGAAGACGGACUGUCUCAUCAACAAAAACAAGAAGCUAAUAGACUGCUUUUAAUGAUUGACGAGAAGACGCGAACGUUGCCCAUUAACGCGCUCAAUGUAGAACCUGCUCCCUCUUUAUCCGCGCUUUAUCAGCCACUGGCAAAUUACAGCAUACAAAUUCCUGUAGUCACUUAUCACAAUGUGCCUUUGCAAAUACCGAGUAUGUCCGCGCAAGUGCGCGAUGUGAGGAUCCCGUGCGAGUGCAUGAAAGAAAAACGAGAAGACAGCGUCGGAGACGUUUCGACACUGGCCAAGGAAUUUGAAGACAAUCCUCUUAAUGACAGUCGCCAACACAAGGUGAGAAACAGCGACGAGACUUUGGCGCGCGAGAACAUUAAUUCGAACGUGUCGUUAUUGAAUCAAGAUACUAUCAAAGACAACGCGAUCAAGAAUCAGCGUGGAAGCUUCGAUUCGACGGACAAUGCGAGAAACAAUCAACUGAAUUUAAGUGUCUCCGCGAGACCGGAACUAUUGACGUGUCAAGUAAAAGAUGAGCGAGUCGACACAGACGAAAUUGCGACGAACACAAUGAGCGAGAAAGCGUUGCCGAACGAUUUGCAGGAUUCCGACAAAGUUAACAGCAAAGAACGCAACGAGGAACCGCGCGAGAACGUGCGCGUUGGUCUGAAACGCAGAAAGUUGAAUCUGUCGAAGAAGGCGAAGUCGUUUCUUCGAAAGAAAUCACGUUUGGCGAUCGCCGAUUCCGAUUACACGCUGGUUAUGCCCGGUCCACGCGUCAGAAGUAAACAAUCUUACAAACUUUGCGGACGUUCGAAAAGCGGAAUAAACUCUCGUUCGUUGACGAAUGUCCAAGACGAAAACACGUUCGAGACACUGUCGUCGAUUCCUCUCGAGACUCAAGAACUGUUGAAAGAGAGUUAUUGGGAGUAUUACAGAGGACUCAGACGCAAAAUCGCGCUUAGUCAGAAGUCAGAAGUCGCGAGACGGGAGAAAGAACCUCAGGAAUGUUUGCCCGAGUCUCGAACGUUGCAACAAUGUUCCGUGCUGUCUUGCAAGAUUAACACGACGCUUCGGGAUCCGACGAUAGUCGACGAGAAGAAGUUGAUCUCGGUCUCGGCUGCGAAUUUAUUGCGAAGAAAAAGGAAACGAGCACUGAAGCGCACGCGAUUGCUCGUACUUAAAACUAUAGCAUUUCUCGGUAUCACGGUGUCCGUUGCGGUCAUAUUUCUGCCUAUGAUGUACGAGUAUUUUUUUGAGGAAGAACACGACGAAGACGAGAACUUGAGUUACAUCGAACUAACGAUGUGCUGCAUCACGUCGUUCCUUCAAGAAGCAUUCGGUGGAAUUUUCGACACGUUCAACACAUUUUUCUUACGUCCAGUAAGAUCUCAUCGAAAGUUCUAACGUUCUUCUCCCUCCUGUUUUUUUUUUUUUUCUAACGCAAAAACUUGUUAAAUUUUAUAGAGAGAAAAGGAUUUGCUUCUUUUUUUUUUUACAACAAAAAUUGCUACAAAUAUUCUGUGUGUCGUUUUCAGCGUUCGUGUGACAAACAAUGUAACGGCGCCAUUUGAAUUUGUAUCUUCGCGCGUUCUUAUUUGUGACGCGUGUUUCGUUAUUUACAUUUAUAUUGAUCUUUUUUCGACGUACGUGUUUUGGGCGUUUGUAUUUCGAUUUUCGUAUUGUACAUCAUCUACAUCGAAUUUUCUCCUUUGUUUUGUUUCUACUAAUACUACUUUUCUCACUCGCGCGUAUUGUGUAGUCUGAACGUUUACACGAUUGUAAUAUAUUUGCGAUUAAACUUUUAUUUUCAGUCUAAAUUGAACUUCGAUUUUGUGGCUUAAUUCUA
Molecule: messenger RNA, 2621 nt
Organism: Pseudomyrmex gracilis
Lineage: Eukaryota; Metazoa; Arthropoda; Insecta; Hymenoptera; Formicidae
Exons: 10
Coding region: 155-2179 (674 amino acids)
Source: RefSeq, a predicted model, not a curated record